AUGUCUCAACACAAGAUGAGUGAAGACGGCCGCAGCGCCUCCUCUGGCUCUACCACCGAUCAGUCGACACCAGUCCAUAGAGCUCUUCUGUCUAGUUCAGAUGAUGACUUGCACAUUAACAUCUGGGACGACCUCGCUACGCAGGUCCAGUUCUUCGUCAAGCUGAUUUUCCCACCCAAAUGCAGUUGGAACCUUGUGGGAGAUGACAUCAAGGCUCAACUGCUGGCCAUCUCUCCAAGGGCCGCAGACUUGUGUGAGGACCCAGAGUACAAAGGCUGCUGGUUGAUUUUCGAAGCCUGGAUCUGGCGCAUACUCUAUGAGAAUCUGUUCUCUCUGAAAUGCAGGGACAAAUGGUCUAGUUCGGAAUGGACUACUUUCGGGUGCCUUCGAGAAUUUCUGGACGAACACAUAGAAAACGAAAGCAACCCGAAGACAGAUGCCUAUCACGCCGGCCGGCACAACAUGGCUCGGGCCAUCUACUUGCGCCAAGGUUCACACACAUGCCCCGACCGUCUCAGACUAAUUAUCAUGGAAGCCAUUCAACCCAUCGCAAUUUAUCGCUACCAUCCAGAUAAUCCUGUAUCAUCGCCGAAUCUCGUGCCAGGAUACAAGACGCGGACGACUAGGGGACCUUUCGAAGAUGCCCUCUCUGAGAUGGUAAGGCUUGCCAUCGAAGCCGACUUCAACAUUGUAGUAUCGCAACACGAUAUCCGGAUCGAGAUGGAUGAUCCAGGGACUGGAAAUAAUCAUGGAUAUGACUCCAGACCCAGACCAUCUAUGGAGACACAUGUGCCUUCCGACAAUGAACACAAUGGUAUUUCCAUUGUUCGGCCGAUGCUGCGCACGUAUGGGCAGGUCCAGCGGACAACACCAAUGGAGGAGUUGGUCGACUUUUCCGGGUUUCAUGACCAGGGCCAGUCUACCGAGGAGUUUGAGCCCGAUCAGGAAUUCGGAGAUGCGGUAUUACGGGAGGGCAUCUGUGAUUUUACAUGCACCCUUGCAGCACGCCCGAAGAGGACAUGA
Molecule: messenger RNA, 1023 nt
Organism: Clonostachys byssicola
Lineage: Eukaryota; Fungi; Ascomycota; Sordariomycetes; Hypocreales; Bionectriaceae
Source: the annotation of a GenBank genome assembly